GAAAUACAUGCCUGCGUGAGUGUGCUUAAUCCGUGCUCAUCCGAAGCGUGCCGGGGUUCCUUUCUCCCCCUCCCUCCUUGCCUCUCUGUUCAUAUAUCCCGGGCUGCCUCCAGCCAGCCUUUGCCCACUCGUCUCGCUGGUCCUGAGCACACAAAGGUGCAGGGCGUUUCUGAGAAUGAGCACCUUCUCUGAGACAGCAUGGCUCUGCCUGGCUGUCCCCGCAGCGCUGGGAGGAAUAGUUCUUUACAAACUCAAGAAGAGCCCGGGGCAGGUGGGGAGGAAGGUGGUCUGCCUGGCGGGCCUCUGGGCAGGGGCUUACCUGCUCAGCCUGUCCCUCUUCUGGGGCUGGGUCCUCUUCCCCCUGUCCUGUUUCCUCAUGUAUGCUUACUUAUCUGGCCACGAGUUUUUACCUGUGGAUCAAAAGGCGGUGCUGAUCACAGGUGGUGAUUCUGGAUUUGGCCACGCCCUGUCCAAAUAUCUGGAUGAGCUUGGCUUCACGGUAUUUGUCGGAGUUCUGAAUGAAAAGGGACCAGGAGCAGAGGAACUGCGAAGAACCUGCUCCAAGCGCGUCUCCGUGCUCCAGAUGGACAUCACCAACCCGCAGCAGAUAAAAGACGCCCACAGCAAAGUGGUGGAAAAGGUGCAGAACAGAGGACUGUGGGCUGUGGUCAACAAUGCUGGGAUCAUUGGCUUACCAGCGGACGGGGAGCUCAUUCCCAUGACUAACUACAAACAAUGCAUGGCCGUGAACUUCUUUGGGGCCGUGGAGGUCACAAAGGUAUUUUUGCCUCUUCUUAGGAAAUCCAAGGGGAGGCUGGUGAACAUCAGCAGCAUGGCAGGAGGGGUCCCAUUGGAGAAGCUGGCAGCCUAUAGCUCAUCCAAGGCAGCUCUAACCAUGUUUUCAGCAGUCAUGAGACAAGAGCUUUCCAAAUGGGGAGUUAAAGUCUCUGUCAUCCAGCCUGGAGGCUUCAAAACAAGUAUCGCGGGCACGAGUGAAAUGUGGAACAAGCUGGAGCAGGACAUCCUGGACAACCUUACCCCCGAAGUGCUAGAGGACUAUGGGCAGGACUAUAUCCUUGAGCAACGGGAUUAUCUCAAGUUCAUCAGCAGGUGUACCAACACUGAUAUGUCCCCUGUGCUCAUGGACAUCCGGCAUGCCGUGUCUGCUAAGAGCCCCUUUGCCUUUUACUCGCCAGGGCCGAUGGCUUAUCCAAUGCUCUGCUUUGUUUCAUUUAGUCCUACUGGCAUAUUUGAUUAUUUUAGCAAAAAGUUGUAUCACUUUAGAGGGAGCAUGCCCAAGGCGCUAACUAAGCAGGCCUAACUGAAGAACAAGGCAUGUAGGCAAAUAUGUGAGCAGUGUUAGUCUUGGAAUGAAAGGGAAACCUGAACUUCCCAUUAAAGGUGUGGUUUCCUACCUUGUA
Messenger RNA from Prionailurus viverrinus (fishing cat), 1421 nucleotides. RefSeq names its product hydroxysteroid 17-beta dehydrogenase 2 (gene HSD17B2). The coding region runs from base 176 to 1321 and encodes 381 amino acids. NCBI's taxonomy places the organism in Eukaryota, Metazoa, Chordata, Mammalia, Carnivora, Felidae. Gene Ontology annotation, molecular function: oxidoreductase activity. The record is from RefSeq and is a predicted model, not a curated record. The transcript is spliced from 5 exons.